CUUAGUGGGAUCCACAAGAAAUUUGAGCACCAAACCUUCUUGCAUGCGUGACAAAUUUAUGGUUUUGCUGCAAAUUCGUGGGUGUUUGUUGGUCUUCACGGGCUCUCCUACUCUAGAAUCCCAAGUGACUGACAGCAGCAAUGAUACUCAAGUCCACUUGCCUUCGUUUAGCAGAGAAAAAACCAAGCUGCAUGCCAGUCUUUUUCUGUCAAUAUCUGAUUUUGUUUGCACUUCCUUUGGCCUAUUCAUUCAUUUAGUCACAUGUGUUAUGGUACUUGUCUUCUAAGUACAAGCGGUGGAGAAGAGUGUUACUUGUAUUCAGAGAUGUUUCUGUUCACUUCUCAGGACUGAAAGAGUUUUUCCCCUGCAUCAACAUGUCAAUGAAGGAGGCUCAAUUGCUCUAGAAACACCAGGAGCCCAUAAAAUUGGUGAUUGGAGUUUGGGCUGCUAAAGUGAGCGUAUGCCUGGAAACCAGGACAACGGUAAUUCCAUCCAUAACUCAGGUCGUGUCGGACGGCUCUUAAAACUAAGAGAGCUAAGGCGAAACAUCAGGUCUGCCUAUUCAAAUGAGUUAACUGAUAAUCAUAGAGGAACUGAACCAUGUGAAUAUGAUCUACGAGCGCGGGAAGGUGACAGCUUGAACAAUUCCUUUAUCGAACAAUUCUUGGAAGGGGCUAUUGCGCAGGGAUGUGAAAAGCCAGAUGCCAGGCCUUUAAGGCAACGCCUAUUGGUGGUAGCUAACAGACUGCCUGUAUCUGCUGUUAGAAGAGGUGAAGACUCAUGGUCUUUGGAGAUGAGUGCUGGGGGCCUAGUCAGUGCUCUUCUAGGUGUGAAGGAGUUUGAGGCGAGAUGGAUUGGCUGGGCUGGGGUUAACGUGCCAGAUGAAGUUGGCCAGAAGUCGCUUACUAAAGCUUUGGCUGAAAAGAGGUGCAUUCCGGUAUUCCUUGAUGAAGAGAUUGUUCAUCAAUAUUAUAAUGGCUACUGCAACAAUAUACUGUGGCCUCUCUUUCAUUAUCUUGGGCUUCCACAAGAAGAUCGACUCGCCACAACCAGAAGUUUCCAGUCUCAGUUUGCUGCAUAUAAGAAGGCAAAUCAAAUGUUUGCUGAUGUGGUUCACCAGCAUUAUGAGGAGGGUGAUGUUGUCUGGUGCCAUGAUUACCAUUUGAUGUUUCUCCCAAAAUGCCUGAAGGAAUACAACAAUAAUAUGAAAGUUGGUUGGUUUCUCCAUACACCCUUUCCUUCUUCUGAAAUCCACAGGACACUGCCAUCUCGAUCAGACCUAUUACGUUCUGUUCUUGCUGCCGAUUUAGUUGGAUUUCACACCUAUGACUAUGCAAGACAUUUUGUUAGUGCUUGUACUCGCAUUCUUGGGCUAGAGGGCACACCUGAAGGCGUUGAGGAUCAAGGGAGGCUGACACGAGUUGCUGCGUUUCCAAUCGGGAUAGACUCAGAUCGGUUCAUAAGAGCUCUUGAACUCCCUCAAGUCCAGGAUCACAUUAAAGAACUGAAGGAAAGAUUUGCUGGCCGAAAGGUGAUGCUAGGUGUUGACCGCCUUGAUAUGAUUAAAGGAAUUCCACAGAAGAUUCUUGCUUUUGAAAAAUUUCUCGAGGAGAAUUCUCACUGGCGUGAUAAAGUUGUUCUACUGCAAAUUGCUGUGCCAACAAGAACAGAUGUUCCUGAGUAUCAAAAGUUGACGAGCCAGGUUCAUGAAAUUGUUGGACGCAUUAAUGGCAGAUUUGGAACAUUAACUGCUGUUCCAAUACAUCACCUGGAUCGAUCUCUCGACUUCCACGCCUUGUGUGCAUUAUAUGCAGUUACUGAUGUUGCUCUUGUUACUUCUUUGAGGGAUGGAAUGAAUCUUGUCAGUUAUGAGUUUGUAGCAUGCCAAGAUUCAAAGAAGGGUGUGCUCAUUCUUAGUGAGUUUGCAGGUGCAGCCCAAUCCUUGGGUGCUGGAGCAAUCCUUGUGAACCCUUGGAACAUCACUGAAGUUGCUGAUUCAAUACGCCAAGCUCUAACUAUGUUACCUGAAGAAAGAGAGAAGCGACACCGGCACAACUUUGUCCAUGUGACAACCCACACUGCUCAAGAAUGGGCUGAAACUUUUGUGAGCGAACUAAAUGAUACAGUUAUCGAGGCACAGCUAAGGACCCGGCAAGUGCCACCUUCACUUCCAGAAGAUAAUGCAAUUAGAUGUUAUUUGCAGUCUACUAACCGGUUGCUCAUACUGGGAUUCAAUGCAACAUUGACUGAGCCAGUGGACACUCCUGGGAGAAGAGCUGAUCAAAUUAAGGAAAUGGAACUUAAAUUGCACCCAGAGUUAAAAGAAGCACUGACAGCACUUUGCAGUGAUCGAAAUAACACCGUUGUUGUUCUCAGUGGGAGUGACAGAAAAGCAUUAGACAAAAACUUUGGAGAGUAUGACAUGUGGUUGGCAGCAGAACAUGGAAUGUUUUUGCGACUUACAAAGGGAGAUUGGAUGACAGCAAUGCCUGAACACUUAAAUAUGGAAUGGGUUGACAGUGUGAAGCAUGUUUUUGAGUACUUCACAGAACGUACACCCCGGUCACAUUUUGAACUCCGUGAAACAUUACUUGUAUGGAAUUACAAGUAUGCAGAUGUUGAAUUUGGAAGGCUUCAAGCAAGGGAUAUGUUGCAACACCUCUGGACAGGCCCAAUUUCAAAUGCCUCUGUUGAUGUGGUCCAAGGGAGUCGAUCAGUUGAGGUUCGAUCGGUUGGUGUUACAAAGGGUGCUGCUAUUGAUCGUAUACUGGGAGAGAUUGUCCACAGUAAAUCCAUGACAACACCAAUUGAUUAUGUCCUAUGCAUUGGCCAUUUUCUGGGAAAGGAUGAAGAUGUGUACACCUUCUUUGAGCCAGAGCUCCCUUCUGAUGGCCUAGUUGCUGCAAGAACAAAGCAAAAUGAUGGACCAAAAUUACCCAAUGAAAGACGACCUCCUAUGAAGCUUCCAGCCAGUAGAAGCGGGCCAAAAUCAUCUCAAGGUAAGGCACAACGUGCUUUAAUAAAUCCCGAGAAGGGAACUCCUAACCACAGCUGUGGGAAUUCGCGACGGUCAUCAGCAGAAAAGACUUCAUGGAACGUGCUUGAUCUCAAGGGAGAUAACUACUUCUCCUGUGCUGUUGGUCGAACUCGUACCAAUGCUCGCUAUCUACUGGGAUCAUCAGAUGAUGUCGUGUCCUUCCUAAGGAGACUAGCCAAUGCAUCCACGUGAGACACAUAGUGUUGAAGUCGAUAAAAUGUCUCGCUCCUGCCAAUUGCAGUGCAUAUAUGCAAAGUUCAAGAACCAGGUCUGGUUUUUGAAGGCAAGCAUGGUGAGGCAACUUUAAAGGUCUGAAUGUUGUUGUAACAUCACUAGUUAGCCUAGAAUACUUGAGGAAGUGAAUUCAGUGAUGGAAUCAAACCUGAGCCUAACAUUACCAGAGGCAUCAAACCAAUAACCAAAAGAGAGAGAGAGACGAGAAGAGAGAGCAGCAAACCAUUGCACUGACCUUUGUUGAAAGAUUGAGGAAGUGAAUUCUUGAAGCCUUGAUUUCUUCAUUUCCGUUCUUUUGCAUGUAUCGUUGCUGAUGUUUAUUUUUGGUGUAAAAUGUGAAGAACUAAUGGUAAAAAAACAAAACGGAGUUUUUCUGUUA
This is a messenger RNA of Populus trichocarpa (black cottonwood), 3650 nucleotides long. Its product is annotated as alpha,alpha-trehalose-phosphate synthase [UDP-forming] 1. Gene Ontology annotation, biological process: trehalose biosynthetic process. Lineage: Eukaryota; Viridiplantae; Streptophyta; Magnoliopsida; Malpighiales; Salicaceae. The transcript has 18 exons. Gene Ontology annotation, molecular function: alpha,alpha-trehalose-phosphate synthase (UDP-forming) activity. The coding region runs from base 461 to 3229 and encodes 922 amino acids. Gene Ontology annotation, cellular component: cytosol. The record is from RefSeq and is a predicted model, not a curated record.